This is a messenger RNA of Penicillium odoratum, 1521 nucleotides long. RefSeq names its product glutamate decarboxylase. Bases 1 to 1521 code for a protein of 506 amino acids. Gene Ontology annotation, biological process: L-glutamate catabolic process. The record is from RefSeq and is a predicted model, not a curated record. The transcript is spliced from 5 exons. Gene Ontology annotation, molecular function: glutamate decarboxylase activity; pyridoxal phosphate binding. NCBI's taxonomy places the organism in Eukaryota, Fungi, Ascomycota, Eurotiomycetes, Eurotiales, Aspergillaceae. Gene Ontology annotation, cellular component: cytosol.
AUGGUUCAUCUAGCUACUGUGAGCAAGGACAAUGAGGUCCGUCAGCCCCGUGCAGCCUUCGAUACCAUCGAAGCCCUGAAUGACAAUGUCUACGGAUCGUCAUUCAGCGUGGAUCACAUGUCCCAGCAUGAGAUGCCUGAGCAUGAGAUGCCUCGUCAGGUCGCUGCUCGCUUGAUCAAGGAUGAGCUGAGCCUGGAUGGUAACCCCAAGCUCAACUUGGCCUCUUUCGUGACCACCUACAUGGAAGAGGAAAUUGAGGAGAUCAUGACCGACUCCUUCAGCAAGAACUUCAUCGAUUACGAGGAGUACCCCCACUCCGCAGAGAUCCAGAACCGCUGUGUCAACAUGAUCGCCCGUCUGUACAACUGCCCCACUGACCCUAAGGGUGAUAAUGCCAUGGGUACCUCUACAAUUGGCUCCUCCGAGGCGAUCAUGCUGGGCACGCUCGCUAUGAAGAAGCGCUGGCAGAACAAGCGCAAGGCUGAGGGCAAGGACUACUCCCGGCCCAACAUUGUCAUGAGCAGUGCUGUUCAGGUUUGCUGGGAGAAGGCUGCUCGGUACUUCGAUGUCGAGGAGAAGUACGUCUACUGUACCAAAGACCGCUACGUUAUCGACCCCAAGGCCGCCGUUGACUUGGUGGACGAGAACACCAUUGGUAUCUGUGCCAUCAUCGGAACUACCUACACCGGUGAGUACGAGGAUGUCAAGGGCAUCAACGACCUUCUCGUGGAGCGUGGCAUUGACUGCCCCAUCCACGUCGAUGCUGCCAGCGGUGGCUUCGUCGCUCCCUUCGUCGUUCCGGAGCUGGAGUGGGACUUCCGUCUGGAGAAGGUUAUCUCCAUCAACGUCUCGGGUCACAAGUACGGCCUGGUCUACCCCGGUGUCGGUUGGGUCAUCUGGCGCUCUCCCGAGUACCUGCCCAAGGAGCUUGUGUUCAACAUCAACUACCUCGGUGCCGACCAGGCCAGUUUCACCCUGAACUUCUCCAAGGGAGCUGCUCAGGUCAUUGGACAAUACUACCAGCUGAUUCGUCUGGGCAAGCACGGUUUCCGUGCCAUCAUGAACAACCUGACCCGGAUUGCCGACUACAUGAGCAGCGAGUUGCAAAAGAUGGGCAUGAUCAUAAUGAGCCAGGGUAAGGGCACUGGUCUGCCCUUGGUGGCAUUCCGUCUGCCUGAGAACAAGGAUCGCGUAUAUGACGAGUUCGCUAUUGCCCAUCAGCUCCGUGAGCGUGGCUGGAUCGUUCCCGCCUAUACCAUGGCUCCUCACAGUGAGAAGUUGAAGCUCAUGCGCGUUGUCGUCCGCGAGGACUUCAGCAUGAACCGCUGCGACAGCCUCUUGAUUGAUAUUAAGUUGGCUAUCCAGACCCUUGAGGACAUGGAUCAGGCCAUGAUGAGCAAGUACAAGGCACACAUGGUGAGCCACCGUGCUCACCCGCGCCACAAGAAGACUCACCAGGCUUACCAUGAUGAGAAGCACUCGCUUCAGGGUAAGGACGGCAAAUCACACAUUGUGUGCUAA